AUGGCGCCAGCAUUCUGUGCCAUCUGUAAGACCCAACGAGCACUCAUCAGACGGCCUAAGAACCAUCAGAAGCUCUGCAAAAGCUGUUUCAUACAAAUAUUUGAAGAUGAAGUACACCACACAAUAACGUCAUCUCAACUAUUUUCCCCGGGAGAAAGGAUCGCAAUAGGGGCUUCUGGCGGCAAAGAUUCGACAGUCCUGGCAUCAGUUCUCAAGACAUUGAAUGAGAAGCACAAAUAUGGAGUUGACUUGGUUUUGCUAAGCAUAGAUGAGGGCAUCAAAGGUUACCGAGACGACUCUCUCGAGACUGUUAAGCGCAACGCACUUCAGUAUGAAAUGCCCCUGAAGAUUGUGGGCUACGAUGAGCUGUACGGCUGGACCAUGGACCAAGUUGUCGAAACCAUAGGCAAGAAGGGCAACUGCACUUAUUGUGGAGUUUUCAGGAGACAGGCCUUGGAUCGGGGCGCCAAGAUGCUCGGCAUCAAGCAUGUCGUCACUGGUCACAACGCAGAUGAUGUGGCCGAGACUAUCCUGAUGAACCUCCUGCGCGGCGAUCUAGCACGUUUGUCCAGGAGCACAAGUAUCGUCACCGGAAGCAACGCGAGCGAAGUGAAGCGAAGCAAGCCGCUCAAGUACGCAUACGAAAAGGAGAUUGUGCUAUAUGCGCACCACAAGAAACUCGACUAUUUCACUACCGAAUGCAUAUACAGCCCUGAAGCGUUUCGAGGGAGCGCGAGGAGUUUGAUUAAGAAUCUUGAGAGAGUCCGGCCGAGUGCCAUAUUGGACGUUGUGCGCAGCGGAGAGGACAUGGCCAGACUCGUGCCUGGGCAAACGCCUGACGCUUGUGGUUGCAGGAUCAAAGAGGCCACCGUCCCGAAGGCCGUUGAAGAGGAUAGCGUCGGUGGAUGCGGUUCCGCAAAUGGUCGAGCUGGGGGUGGUGAAAUGGCUGUCAUGGAGAAGGAGCUUCGACAGAACGAGGCUGCAGAGGCUGAAGGGCUCGAGACUGAGAUACCAGUCGGAAAGAUGCACCAAAGCAAAAGGGAGUCGAAGCAACUGGAUACCCCAGCAAAGCCGGGCAAUGUUAGCUUACCCAUCAUUCCGAAGCAGAAGCUCGGCACCUGUGAGAGAUGUGGCUAUAUGUCUAGUCAGAAAUUAUGUCAGGCUUGUAUGCUCUUAGAAGGUCUGAACAAGAACCGGCCUGAAAUAUCAAUAUGA
Molecule: messenger RNA, 1215 nt
Organism: Pseudomassariella vexata
Lineage: Eukaryota; Fungi; Ascomycota; Sordariomycetes; Amphisphaeriales; Pseudomassariaceae
Product: PP-loop ATPase superfamily protein
Exons: 1
Coding region: 1-1215 (404 amino acids)
Biological process (GO): tRNA wobble position uridine thiolation
Cellular component (GO): cytosolic tRNA wobble base thiouridylase complex; mitochondrion
Molecular function (GO): tRNA binding
Source: RefSeq, a predicted model, not a curated record